UCUCUCUCCUCUCUCUCUCUCCUCUCCUCUCUCUCUCUCUCUCUCUCUCUCUCUCUCUCUCUAGAAACUCAGUUCUUCUCCAUAGCUCUCUGCAAGUGCAAUGCAAAACCGAUUCAAGCUCAAGCUCUCAAACAUGUUCCGAUCCUCAUUCGGCUCCUGCAGGACCCGAAACUUAUCGGACGUGAUCGAAAAAGCCGUGUGCUUGCCUGAGAACCAGCAAGACUUGCAUGUUGCCGAGCCGCCGCCUAAGCAGUUGCCUCCUCGACAGUUUCCUUCCAUUUGCAGACCCAAAUGCUCCGACUCAAAUCAAUCAAUUAUCUCUAUCAAAGACGCCAUGCUCCCAAGACGCAAGAUUUUCGAAAAGUACUCUCCUUUUGUAAAACCCUUUAAUCCCGACGGCCACACAUGCCCUCCAGCCUCGCCAAACUCGCCGCCGUUAAACCCCUUCUACAACCUCCAUGAGAACAACUCGAAACAAAGAAAAACAAGAGUCAAGAAAAAGAAGAAGAAGACGAGGAAUUCAAAGAAGAACAAAACCAACGAUGAUUUUUUCCCGUUUAGUUCUUCAUCUUUCGAUAGUAACAACUACAGAGGAUGGUGGUCGAGCAGCGAUGACGAGACUGACACACUGUUUUCUUCAAAGAGCCACUCUUCCGACUCCUCCGGGCCCCGCUUGCGCGGUCGCUCACGGCGAAACGGGAGCAGCGGCAGCCGGAGAAGAGCGAGUUCCGACGUGGGUCUGCUUCCGUUGCAAGGAAGAGUGAAGGACUGCUUUGCGGUGGUGAAGAAGUCGAGCGAUCCGUACAACGACUUCAGGACAUCAAUGGUGGAGAUGAUCUUCGAGAAGCAGAUAUUUUCGGCGAAGGAUCUCGAACAGCUUCUGCAGUGUUUUCUGUCUUUGAAUUCCACACAUCAUCACGGAGUGAUUACUGAGGUUUUUACUGAGAUUUGGGAAGCUUUGUUUUCCAACGGGGGGUCUUAAUGAUAGAGUUUUCUGUAAUCUGUGUUUUCUAGUGGAUUUAUUAAUAGUUAGAAUCAAACUUUGGGUAACUACAUUGACGGGUUUAGUGGCACUUUUCUUCCGAACGUUGGAAGAUAUCUCAAGUUCGAAUCUCACUAUUCAGUCGAUUCCUAAAGAGAACUACAUUGAUGGGUUAUUAUCUCUUUAGCCUCAGUUAUGUGAUCUCUAUGUAUUUUAAUUCCUUUGUCUUUCUUAGUAAAAGUAUAUUUUGAUUUUUUCUA
Molecule: messenger RNA, 1242 nt
Organism: Pyrus x bretschneideri (Chinese white pear)
Lineage: Eukaryota; Viridiplantae; Streptophyta; Magnoliopsida; Rosales; Rosaceae
Product: transcription repressor OFP8-like
Exons: 1
Coding region: 101-982 (293 amino acids)
Biological process (GO): negative regulation of DNA-templated transcription
Source: RefSeq, a predicted model, not a curated record